AUGCAGCAGCGCAGCAGAAGACGAGGACAGCCUGGAGGCUGCGCCCUGGCCGCCCUGGCGCUGGCCUGCCUCGCCCUGCUGCCCUCGCCGGCAACCGCCGUCAACGUCGCAGACUUGCUUGCAUCCGCCAGCAAGAAAGACUCUAGCAUCACGGCCACAGUAGUCACGCCCGUGGCCACCUCCGCCACGCCCGUGGACGCCGCGGCGGGCGCCGGCGGGGACGCCGCCGCCUCCGGGGAUUCCGCCGCCACCACCGGCAGCGCACUGCAGGCGGGCGGCCUGUCGGGCGGCCUCGCCGGCUCCGUCUUCGGCGGCGGCUUUGCGCAGGCGGAGAGCCCGCCGCCGGCCUCGCCUCCCGCGCCACCAGGCAUGGUCAUCCUGGACCCUUCUUCCGUCGACAACACCAUGCAGUUUUACUCCGUCGCCUCCUCCGACGCUUUCCUCGCCGUGUUGGCCGUCGCCAACGCCCGCAACUGCACCUCCCCCUGCUCCUCCAUCUCCGUGGAGGCCGACAUCACGCUGGCCGCCGACCAGACGCUGCUGGUCAACAACACUAUGCUGAUCCAGGGCGCCUGCGAGGGCGGCCGCGCCUGCAAGGUCGACGGCGGCGGCGCCACGCAGCUCAUGCGCGUCUCGGGCUUCUACGCCUUUGCCGACGUCAGGAACCUGGAGUUUGCAAACGGGGAGCACAACUCGGCCGCCAAGGGCGUGUUUGGAGGAGCAGUUGAGGUGUUCCAGCUGGGCAAGGCGCUCUUCUCCACCUGCAAGUUCACCGGCAACAACGCGGGCCAGGGAGGCGCCGUGGCCAUCUACUCUGGCGGCUCCGCCAACUUCACCGACUGCGACUUUGUGGAGAACAGCGCGCAGAACGUGGGCGGCGCCAUCUCAGUGGGCGGCGGCGUCGGCGAGGCCAGGCGCUGUGCCUUCAUCGGCAACUCUGCGGGCCAGGGCGGCGCCGCCAUCUCCAUGGACGGCUCAGACACUAUGACUGUGGAGGACUGCACCUUCACGCAGAGCGAGGCUGGGUACGGGUGGGGUCCCGACAUCUACCUGCGGUACUCCACCCUGUCCCGCCUGUACAUCAGCCCGCCAAACACCAAGGCCGGCAUCGAGCCCGCCGAGGCCGCCAAUUUCUACUCCCAGCCCCCCUCCCCUCCCACCCCGCCGCCCUUCCCCAACCCAGCGCCCCCGCCACCGUCGCCGCCCCCCGCGCCGCCCACCCCUCCCCACCCCGCCCCCAAGCCGCCCGCGCCCAAGCCGCCGCCCUCCCCGCCGGCCCCGCCCUCUGAGGCAGUUGCCGACGAGGCCCAGCUGGCGGCGGCCAUCCUUGGGCGGCAGAGCAACAUUGUGCUGCAGGGGCACAUCGUGCUGACGGGGCGCUUCAUCAACGGCACCAACCUGCUGCCAGACCUGCUGGUGCCAACCACCAUCACGGGCGCGUGCACCACGCUGGGCGGGCUGUGCAUUCUGGAUGCCAAGCAGCUGGGGCGGGUGUUCCACGGCGCGGGGCCCUGGGUCAAGCUGACGCUGGCCAACAUCCGCAUCGUCAACGGCAACUCGCGGGACGAGUCCGGCGGCGGCAUCCUGCUGGAGGGCGGCGCCAGCCUCAGCCUCACCAACUGCGCCUUUGAGCGCAACUGGGGGCGCAGCGGCGGCGCGGUGGACGUGGCGAACGGCAGCGAGAUCACGAUCCUUGGCAGCACCUUCUACAGCAACAAGGCGGGGCUGGCUGGGGGCGCGCCGCCGCCCAAGCCGCCGCCCAAGCCGCCCAAGCCGCCUGCCCCACCGGGGCCGCCGCCCUCGCCGCCCGCCCCUCCCGCGCCGCCGCCUCCCCCGGGCAUCAGCACCGGCCGCCCCUUCCCCUUUGGCUCCGAAUGGAGCUGGGAGACAAGCACAGGCUUCCUGUUCUGGGCUAUUGUGGGCCUGCUGACCGUCACCUUCCUCAUCCUCACCGUCGUCUUCCACAAGCGCAUCUUCAGUCCCAUCCCGUGGGACUACACCCGCAUGAAGUACACCGAGCCGCAGCCCGGCUCCGGCCUCAGCAAGCUGCACGCCCCAGGGGCGGUCCUGCCCGGGGACCUAGAGCGCCAGGAGAAGGAGGAGGUGGUGGAGACGCCCACCAUGCUUCACAUCAUGGGACAAAACAACCUGCUGCAGCGCACGGGCUUCAGGGGCGGCGACGCCGAGCAGCUGGAGGACUGA
Chlorella variabilis is the source of this 2202-nucleotide messenger RNA. RefSeq lists its product as hypothetical. The record is from RefSeq and is a predicted model, not a curated record. Bases 1 to 2202 code for a protein of 733 amino acids. The transcript is spliced from 15 exons. Lineage: Eukaryota; Viridiplantae; Chlorophyta; Trebouxiophyceae; Chlorellales; Chlorellaceae.